This is a messenger RNA of Chaetomium globosum CBS 148.51, 249 nucleotides long. RefSeq lists its product as uncharacterized. The coding region runs from base 1 to 249 and encodes 82 amino acids. NCBI's taxonomy places the organism in Eukaryota, Fungi, Ascomycota, Sordariomycetes, Sordariales, Chaetomiaceae. The record is from RefSeq and is a predicted model, not a curated record. The transcript has a single exon.
AUGUCGUCCUGCGGGAAGGAGGUCUCGGCCUGCGGCGGCUGGAAUUGGCCGUUGUGUUGGUGUUCCUUGUGCACGUCGGCGUCGAGGUGCAGCUCCUCGGAUGCUGGCGAAGCCGCUGGCGCUCGGCGCGUCAGCUGGCUCUGGAAGAGGUUGCGGCGCACGCUCGCAGCGGACGGUACCCCGCUGCGUACUUUGGAUACGCCCGACGCGAGGGUCCGGGAGGAGGGCGCGUGUCUGUCUGCCAUCUGA